Messenger RNA from Acomys russatus (golden spiny mouse), 2433 nucleotides. Its product is annotated as protocadherin gamma-A1-like. Gene Ontology annotation, cellular component: plasma membrane. Gene Ontology annotation, molecular function: calcium ion binding. Gene Ontology annotation, biological process: homophilic cell-cell adhesion. The record is from RefSeq and is a predicted model, not a curated record. Bases 1 to 2433 code for a protein of 810 amino acids. NCBI's taxonomy places the organism in Eukaryota, Metazoa, Chordata, Mammalia, Rodentia, Muridae. The transcript has a single exon.
AUGACGACUCUAGAGAAGCUAACCGGCUGGAGGCGGCUGAUGCUGCUGUGCCUUUCUCUGGAGCUACUAUUGGAAGCCGAGUCUGGCAACAUCCGCUACUCUGUGUCAGAAGAAACUGAAAAAGGCUCCUUCGUAGGCAGCGUUGCCAAGGACCUGGGGCUGGAGAGCCGGGAGCUGGCGGAGCGCGGCAUCCGUAUUGUCUCUAGAGGUAGGUCUCAGCUUUUCUCCCUGAACCCGCGAAGCGGCAGCUUGGUCACAGCCGGCAGGAUAGACCGGGAGGAGCUGUGUGCCCAGAGCGCGCCCUGUCUGGUAAGCUUUAACAUCCUUAUGGAGGAUGAAAUGAAGCUUUUCCCGAUCGACGUAGAGAUAAUUGAUAUUAAUGACAACACUCCCCAGUUCCAGUUAGAAGAGAUGGAAUUAAAAAUGAGUGAAAUAACGACUCCAGGUACCAGGAUCCCCCUGCCUCUUGGGCAAGACCUUGAUGUGGGUAUAAACUCACUUCAGAGCUACCAGCUAAGCGCCAAUCCUCACUUCUUCCUGGAUGUGCAACAGGGUCCUGAAGGACCACUACAGCCAGAGCUGGUACUGCAGAGCCCUCUAGAUAGAGAAACUGAUGCUAUGCACUACCUUGUCCUCACUGCCUCUGAUGGGGGCGACCCGGUACACUCGGGAACUCUGCAAAUUCGUGUUCAGGUGGUAGAUGUGAACGACAACCCACCAGCAUUUACCCAGGCAGAGUAUCACGUGAGCGUCCCUGAGAACGUGCCAUUAGGCACUCGGCUACUCAAGGUGAAUGCCACUGACCCGGAUGAGGGAGCUAAUGGCAAAGUAAUGUACACCUUUCACAACGUAGACCACAGUGUGGUCCGGAAAUUUCAGCUAGAUUCUUACACAGGGGAAAUAUCAAGUAAAGAACCACUAGAUUUUGAAGAAUACAAAGUUUAUCCAAUGGAAAUCCAAGCUCAGGAUGGUGCUGGCCUCAUGGCCAGAGCUAAGGUGCUUGUCACUGUUUUGGAUGUUAAUGAUAAUGCUCCAGAAGUUGGAAUCACCUCUGUCACCACCGCAGUACCAGAAAACUUUCCUCCUGGAACCAUAAUUGCUCUUAUCAGUGUGCACGAUCAAGACGCCGGUAACAAUGGUCACACCACGUGUUCCAUUCCUGGAAACCUACCCUUUAAACUGGAAAAGUUAGUCGACAAUUAUUAUCGCUUAGUAACAGAAAGAACACUGGACAGAGAGCAUAGCUCUGGGCACAACAUCACAAUAACAGCAACAGAUCAGGGAGCUCCGCCCCUAUCUACCCACGCUCACAUCUCACUGCUAGUGACAGAUAUCAAUGACAACCCUCCAGUUUUUGAACAGGACUCCUACUCUGUCUACAUCCCUGAAAAUAACCCCAGAGGGGCUUCCAUCUUCUCAGUAAAAGCCCAGGAUGCUGACCACAAUGAAAAUGCACAAGUGACUUAUUCCCUAGUGGAAGACAUUGUUCAGGGAGUGCCUUUGUCUUCUUACUUCUCCAUCAACUCGGACACUGGGGUUGUCUAUGCAUUGCAGUCCUUUGACUAUGAGCAGUUUCAACAGUUGCACCUAAGAGUGAUGGCCCGUGAUAGUGGGAAUCCACAACUCAGCAGCAAUGUAUCUCUGAGUCUGUUCAUGAUGGAUCAGAACGACAACGCCCCGGAGAUCCUGUACCCUGUCUUCCCUACUGAUGGGUCCACCGGUGUGGAACUAGCACCUCGAUCUGCCGAGCCCGGUUACCUGGUAACCAAGGUGGUAGCAGUGGACAAAGACUCGGGACAGAACUCCUGGCUGUCCUACCGACAGCUCAAGGCCAGCGAGCCAGGGCUUUUCUCAGUGGGACUGCACACAGGCGAGGUGCGCACUGCUCGGGCCCUGCUGGACAGAGAUGCUCUGAAACAGAGCCUGGUGGUGUCCGUGCAGGACCACGGCCAGCCUCCUCUGUCCACCACAGUCACAUUUACUAUUGCAGUGGCUGAUAGCAUUCCUGACCUCCUGGCUGACCUGGGUAGCAUCGGGACCCCUGCCGAUCCCCAGAAUUCAGAUCUCACACUGUACCUAGUGGUGGCGGUGGCUGUUGUCUCCUGCGUUUUCCUGGCCUUUGUCAUCGUGCUCCUGGUCCUCAAGCUGCGCCACUGGUACUCCUCACGCUUGCUCCAGACUGCAGCAAAUGGAGCGACUGGACUGCCUGCCUCCAACUUUGUAGGCAUUGACGGGGUGCAUGCAUUUCUACAGACCUAUUCUCACGAGAUCUCACUCACCGCCGACUCUCGAAAAAGUCACCUGAUCUUCCCACAGCCCAACUACGCAGACACACUCAUCAGCCAAGAGAGCUGUGAGAAAAAGGAAUUUCUGUCAGCACCCCAGUCUCUGCUUGAAGAUACUGAGGAAAUAUUUUCUCAGGUAAACUUGUAA